Molecule: messenger RNA, 2120 nt
Organism: Cavia porcellus (domestic guinea pig)
Lineage: Eukaryota; Metazoa; Chordata; Mammalia; Rodentia; Caviidae
Gene: Hdhd2
Product: haloacid dehalogenase like hydrolase domain containing 2
Exons: 7
Coding region: 200-979 (259 amino acids)
Biological process (GO): dephosphorylation
Molecular function (GO): phosphatase activity
Source: RefSeq, a predicted model, not a curated record
AGGAGCCCCUCGGAACGGGAAGGAAAAUACAUUGUGGACCGCGGCCCCGCGCCUUUUAGAGGUGGCAUUUCUUGUGGGAAGACCAGGCCGACCUGCUGGGUGUCCCCGGGAAGACAUCGUCCCGGAGGUGACCGCCCCCUCAGCCGUCCGCGCAUGCGCAGAUCGUGAAGCAGGGUUCCUUGCCUCCAGGGAAUGAAGGAUGGCAGCACGCCGUGCAUUAAAAGCUGUUUUGGUAGAUCUCAAUGGCACACUUCACGUUGAAGAUGCAGCUGUGCCAGGCGCACAGGAAGCUCUUAAAAGAUUACGUGGUUCUUCAGUAGUGGUUAGGUUUGUGACCAAUACAACCAAAGAAAGCAAACAAAAUCUACUAGAAAGACUGAAAAAACUAGAAUUUGAUAUCUCUGAAGAUGAAAUAUUCACAUCUCUGACUGCAGCCAGAAGUUUAGUAGAGCAGAAACAAGUCAGGCCCAUGCUGCUGAUUGAUGAUCGAGCACUACCUGAUUUCAAAGGAAUACAUACAAAUGAUCCUAAUGCUGUGGUUAUAGGAUUGGCACCUGAACAUUUUCAUUAUCAAAUUCUGAAUCAAGCAUUCCGGUUACUUCUGGAUGGGGCACCUCUGAUUGCAAUCCACAAAGCCAGGUAUUACAAAAGGAAAGAUGGCUUAGCCUUGGGGCCUGGACCAUUUGUGACUGCUCUAGAGUACGCCACAGACACCAAAGCCAUAGUAGUGGGAAAGCCAGAGAAGACGUUCUUUCUGGAAGCAUUGCGGGGUACUGGCUGUGAACCUGAGGAAGCUGUCAUGAUAGGAGAUGAUUGCAGGGAUGAUGUUGGUGGGGCUCAGACCGUCGGCAUGCUGGGCAUCUUAGUAAAAACUGGAAAAUACAGAGCAGCAGAUGAAGAAAAAAUUAACCCAUCUCCCUACCUGACUUGUGAGAGCUUCCCUCAUGCAGUGGACCACAUUCUGCAGCAUCUGCUGUGAACCAUGGUGUGGAUAUGAAGGAACCUGAAACUCAGAUCCAUUGUCUGGAGUGGAUCCUUUCCCGUCUUAGUGCAGCACCAGUGGAUAUACAACAUUCAUCCUGAUAGUGUGUUAACCCUCUUUUAUUGUGCAUUAAUUAGAAAGUACAGUAUUGAGUUGCAGCCAGCCACUAAGCCUUGCUAAUCCCUUUUGUUUUGCUUUGUUAAAGAAGAUGGGACCCAAAGAAAGAGAAAGCUGAGAUUUUGUGCCAUUUCUCUUAAAAUAUUCAUCAGGUUCGCAGGGCUGGGCGGGAGAAGCUCCUAUGGGGAAUAGCAAUCUCCUCUGUCUCCUAGCUGAAAACCAGAAGGGGGAUUCAGACUGUGAAUAAAGUUGAGUGGUGGUUUUUAAAUUAUAAAGUGAUGCAAUGAAAGGUGCAUUAGGCUGAUGUUUUAAUGUCGAGCUCAAUUGUGAAGCCUAGCAGAAGUGCCAAGUAGAGUCCAGGACAGAAAGCAGCAAAAUGAAUUGCCCUUCAGACCAAGUGAUCCAGUGAAUUUGCUUUCACAGAUGUCGAUUUUCAAUUGUAUUCCCAACACGGGUGACUUCUUUUUCUCUUCAUUAGCAAGAGAUGACUAAUUUAAAUUUAGAACCUGAUUUUAAUUUAAAAUAAUAUUUCCAUUAAUAACCUAUUCAUUGCAGAUAUCUAUUAUACUGUGUAACAGUUGUUUUGGAAAUUUUAUGUAAAAUUAAAACUAUCAGUAUUUUACAGAUGUUUUAAUUAGACAUUGUUAUUAACAGGAACAGUGCAGAAACUAAAAUCAAGCCUUUAAUGUCUUAUAGACCAGGCAUUUUUGAAGUUAGUGUCCACCAGGGUCCUAUUAACUGUACAUUUGCAAGAUUUCAUUAUUUUUGCCUCUGACACUAUGGGAAAAAUCUUUUAGAAGCUAUUGGGACAGAUUCAGGCUUUUAUGUACUUGGUUACUACAGCUAUAAAAUGAAAUCUCGUCUUGUAGCAUGGAUUAUUCUUCUCAUGUUAAACCCACCCAAAUGAAGGGGACUAAAUAGGUAAUGAUUUUCCUAGCGCAUUUGCAUACUGUGAUAAUCCUGGGCCUUCACAAUUGUUUUACAGGGCUCUUGGGCAUUAAAUUAUUAGAAUGUAAUUGUA